AUGAAUGAAAAGACCAAUAACAAGAAAAGAAUCUCCAAAAUGACGAGUAAAUCAUUCCUGUGGGGUGUUAUGGCCGCCUCGUUAACGUGGUCCAUCAGCCUGUAUCUGUACUGGAACCUGAGCAACACGCCAACAACCAACGGUGCAAUAGGAGGUGAGUUUCGAUUGGCAAAAACACCAACUUCCCCGGCCGUAUUAGGAGAAGAUUCCCGACAAUAUCACAACAAUCUCUUUGGAGCUUCGGACGAAAGACUGCGACUAAAGUCAUCCAAGUUAGGAGACAAGCGCGACAGCCUGUUCAAGGAAAAAUACGCUCGGUUUAUGCAUGAGAAGGAAAAACGUCGCAUCAGCCAUCGGCUGAUUGACCAGCUGCAACCCAUGCUUCCGAACGGGACGGAUGAGUUCGGCAUGGUCCAAAAUUCAGAGGAGCAGUUUAUACGUGAUAUCGGUUACAGGAAGCACGCGUUUAACGUACUCGUCAGUAACAAACUGGGGCCGUUUCGACCGAUUCCGGACACACGACAUAAACUAUGUCAAGCGCAAGUUUACGAUAAGGUGCUUCCAGUCGCAUCUAUCGUGAUGUGUUUCUACAACGAACAUCUCGAAACGCUGGUACGCUCCGUUCAAUCGGUGCUUAAGCGAACACCCGCUUACCUGUUAAGGGAGUUAAUUCUCGUGGAUGAUUGUAGCGACUUCGAAGAUCUAACUGUUGGAGGACGAUUAGAGGAUGAGCUGAAGCAAUUAGGCACACAAAAAUUGCGUCUCCUGCGAAACAUCAAUCGUGAAGGGUUGAUGCGGUCUCGGGUUUACGGUGCUCGUAAUGCCACCGGCCAAGUGCUAAUCUUCCUAGAUAGCCAUAUCGAAGUGAACGUUAAUUGGGUCGAACCACUGCUGGCGCGCAUCAAGCACGAUCGUACCAUCCUGGCAAUGCCCGUUAUCGAUAUCAUUAACUCCGACACAUUCGUGUACACGGCCAGUCCGCUUGUUCGGGGCGGAUUCAACUGGGGUUUACACUUCAAGUGGGACAACCUACCGAAAGGUAGUCUCGAGCGGGACAGUGAUUUCAUCGGUCCGUUCAACUCGCCGACGAUGGCCGGUGGCCUGUUUGCCAUUGAUCGGACAUACUUCAAGGAGCUUGGCGAGUACGACAUGGGCAUGGACGUGUGGGGUGGCGAAAAUCUGGAGAUUUCUUUUCGCACCUGGCAAUGCGGUGGCUCGAUUGAGUUACUGCCCUGUUCCCGUAUUGGUCAUGUGUUUCGCAAACGACGGCCAUACGGCUCUCCGGACGGAAAAGAUACAAUGAUACGAAACUCUCUUCGAUUAGCGCAUGUCUGGAUGGAUGACUACAUACGAUUCUUCUUCGAGCAGCAACCACAGGCACGCCACGUUUCUUACGGUAACGUGAGCGAGCGACAACAGCUACGCGAACGUCUUGGGUGCAAACCGUUUCGAUGGUAUUUAGACAACAUCUAUCCGCAACUGCGCGUACCAGGGGAAAAGGCUGUUGAUGAGACCGGCGAUGCUACGCAGCCCAAAUUUGAACCAUGGCAUUCGCGCAAGAGAAAUUACGUGGCAAGUUUUCAGAUACGCCUGUCGAACAGUACGUUAUGCCUCUCAACAGAACGGGACAGCGAGAAAAGCCUCUGGAAGAAGGGUUCCGGUUUGGCGUUACAGCCAUGCUUGCGCGUUAAGCAGCAGAUUUGGUACGAAACCGAAAAGUCAGAGCUUGUGUUGGGCCAGCUGCUGUGUUUGGACGCACCUUCUAGUGCAACCAAGGGGCAACCGAAGCUGAAUAAAUGUCACGAAAUGGGUGGUGAUCAAGCAUGGAAACAUCGGAAAACGUCCGGUACUCCGAUCUACAAUAUUGCUUCCGGCAGCUGUUUAACUGUGAAAGAUGUACGUAAGGGAUCUACGGUGGGACUAGACCUUUGCGUCAGUUCCCCGCGUAGUACUUGGGAUCUGAUAAGCUCAUGA
This is a messenger RNA of Anopheles marshallii, 1974 nucleotides long. It is a transcript of the gene Pgant35A, whose product is annotated as polypeptide N-acetylgalactosaminyltransferase 35A. The record is from RefSeq and is a predicted model, not a curated record. The transcript has 3 exons. Gene Ontology annotation, molecular function: Notch binding. Gene Ontology annotation, biological process: regulation of Notch signaling pathway. Bases 1 to 1974 code for a protein of 657 amino acids. Gene Ontology annotation, cellular component: Golgi apparatus. Lineage: Eukaryota; Metazoa; Arthropoda; Insecta; Diptera; Culicidae.